Phasianus colchicus (ring-necked pheasant) is the source of this 2249-nucleotide messenger RNA. RefSeq names its product translin associated factor X interacting protein 1 (gene TSNAXIP1). Lineage: Eukaryota; Metazoa; Chordata; Aves; Galliformes; Phasianidae. The record is from RefSeq and is a predicted model, not a curated record. Gene Ontology annotation, cellular component: cytoplasm.
ACGGCGUCAGGCGCGGCGCGGGCAGCUAUGGCGGCGGGCGGGGGGUCCUGAGGCGGCCGUCUCCAUGGCAACGCGCGUAAACAGGCGGCGCUGCGGGGCAUGGCGGCGAGGCGGGCUGAGAAGCGGACCUCUCCUGAAUCUUCCUCGAAGAUUACAAGUUGCCAAACACGCAUCUGCAGUGUGAAACCUACCCUGUCCAAGAAACAGAAGGCUCUGUCUUUCCAGCUUUCUGCUAGAGGCCAAUGGUCCAUGUGGCCCGCAUUUGCAGCUGGCCAGACAGUCCUAAGGAAUCACAAACCCUGCAGUGCCCCAGAGGAGGGAACACCUAGCAAUGAACAGGCCCUUCUUACCAUUCCAAAGCCACGUCACUUGGAACAACUGGAGUCUUACUUAAGGAAAGAGCUGCAGACCCUUGACCUGACUAAAGGAAGUUCCCAAGAACUGAAGCUGCAGCCCUACAGAGAGAUCUUUGAAUUCUUCAUAGACAACUUCAAGACCUACAAGCCCUUGCUGUCAGCUAUAAAGAAUGAGUAUGAAGCCACAUUGGCUCAUCAGAAGGAGACAAUCCGUGCCCUAGAGCCCCUGAAGGCCAUGGUCACCACUGUGUCUGAGGAGUGCACCCAGCAGAUAUUAGCACUGCAGGAAAAGGAGAAAGUGGAAAUAAGUACUUUAAAGCAAGAGAAACAUCAUUUGUUAAAGUUUAUUGACAACAUGAAGGAAGAGAAGAGUUCUCUUCAGACCCAGGUGGAACACCUGCAGCUGAGUGUAGCUGAGGAGUACACACGCUACCUCCAGGAGUACGGCGCCCGCAAACUGCUUCUAGCAAAACUGAAUGAGAUGCACAACGAGCAGCUGAACGUGAAACAGCACCAGGUCCAAGGUGACAAGGGUGAAGAUGUGGUGAAGCUCACUCUGGCAUUGAAGAUGGCUCGGCAGGACCUCACAAAAGCCCAAGUGAAGCUGAAUGCAAUGACAGCAGAGUAUGGAGAUGUUGUGCCCAGGAGAGAUUUUGAAUCACUGGAGAAGAAAUACUCUGAUUUACUUCAGGAGAUGAAGACUCUGAGGAAGGAUUUUGAGCAGCUCCAUGAGGAGUAUGAAACACUGCUGGAAAUCCACAGAGAGACUGCAGAAGAGCGAGACAGCUUCCACACCCAACUCCAAGAAGCUGAACGCAGCCACACACCCCGGCCCAACUGGGCAAAGUGUUCAGAAGUGAUUCCUGGCGGAGUGGAGCGGUGGGGAUGUCUGGCAGAGGGGAAGAGCAGCAAUCAGCUGGUGGAUGUGCUUCUGGAAGAAAUAGGAACAGGAGUGCUAAAAGAGAUGAAUGUCUUCCACGGAUGGGGCAAAGGUGACAAGGUUCCUGUGUACCUGAGGUAUGAAGGUGACAUCAAGAACAAAAAGCCAACUAAGAAGGAUGUGGUGAACAUCCUGAAGGACAUCUGGAGAGAGAAAAUUGCACUAGACCAGCAGACAGGAAAGCAAUCCAGUCUUCCUGAGUUCUUUCUCAGCUACCUCCAGAAGAAGUACGGAGAUGCCUCUGCUGUGGAAUGGUCUUACAAUCUGUAUGAGUACAUGCGACUCUGUCCAUCAAACCACAUCAUGAGCUCAUUCUAUGAGAUACUCACUGGAAAGGUAGCUGAAGAGCAAUAUUAUGACCAGAAUCAGCUGAUUUCUGACCUGCAGAAAAAGCUGGCUGCCUGUGACAGUUCCAGCAAUGGGUCCCUGCCCAGCGAGCAGUUCAGAAUGGCUCUGAAGGAGGCUUUUCCUCUGAAAAGAAGAGAUGCAAUCCAAGAGCUGGUUGAUGCAAGCAGGUUCAAUCUGGACAGUGAUGAAGACCUCAUUGACUACACAUCCUUAUUCAAAGAAGAUGAAGAGGGGAACCCUGAACCUUUUGUUGCAAAGCUCAGGAACCAGUAUAUCAGUGAGAAGCAGGAGUACCUGCAAGAGCUAAAGAACAGCCUGGGAGAUGUAACCAGAGAGGUGGAUGCAGAUGAUCUGAAGGCAGCCUUCUACAGGAUUGAUCCUGAGAUCAAUGAUCAGAUGCUAGAUGCCUACAUCAGCCUGGUCUACCAGGCCAAAAGAGAACAGCCUGACCAAGAAGUUGUGCCUGUGGACACCGUGCUGGAGAGUCUCCGUGCUGGAAAUGUGAGAAGAGUAGGGCCCUCACCCAGGAAAGAAAGCACAACAGACUCUGAAGGAGAGUAAGGAGGCUUCCCAUAUUAAGAAUAAAAAGCCUGUUUGAUCUGCAA